Messenger RNA from Dracunculus medinensis (Guinea worm), 1353 nucleotides. The record is from the annotation of a GenBank genome assembly. NCBI's taxonomy places the organism in Eukaryota, Metazoa, Nematoda, Chromadorea, Rhabditida, Dracunculidae.
UUGGUGAAUACCGGUUAUCUUCUGGCAAAAGCCAAAUAUCUUUCAAAUGAUUUAGCGAAUGCUGAAAUUUUGCUAAAAUUAUGCCUUGAUAAGGAAGAAACGAUAGCCGAGGCUUAUUUACUCAUGGCACAGAUUCACAUUUAUAAGAAUCAUUAUGAAGAAGCAGGCAGAUAUCUCGACACUGGUUUGAGUUUCAAUUUUAAGGUUCGAGAGCAUCCACUAUAUCAUCUAAUCAAAGCCAAACUGCAAAAAAAAUCUAAUCAAAUAGAGCAGUCUGUUAUUACUCUUCGAAAAGCGGUAGAAUUGCCAGCUUUCCAAGAUACUGUUAUUAACAAACGUGAUAAAUUAGAUGAUGAAGCUGAUGUUAUAAUGGAAGAGGCGACAAGUCGGUGGUCAGGAAAAGCUGAAGAGCAACAGCUUAUGCUAAUGGAUGCGGAUCUCAAGUUGAUGCGGAAUGAUAUUGAUGGAGCAUUAAAAGUUCUAUCGUCAGUAUCACCAACUCAAUCAAAUUAUCAAAUAGCCAGGAUUAAAAUGGCACAAAUCUACUUGGAAGAGAAAAAGGAUAAACGUCAAUUUGCCAUCUGUUACAAACAAAUAAUAGAGCGCAAUCCUUCUCCAGCUGCUUAUAUAUUACUCGGAAAUGCUUAUAUGAGCAUACAAGAACCUGCAAAAGCAAUUGAAGUAUAUGAAACGGCACUGAAAAAUAAUCCAAAGAACGAUGAACUUGCCGAAAAAAUUGGACAAGCCUAUGUGCAGUGCCAUUUGUACAAUAGGGCAGUAAAUUAUUAUGAGGCAGCAUUAAAAAGUGGCCAUAAAAGCAGGAUAAGACAACGUUUAGCAGAACUUCUUGUGCAGCUGGGCAAUUAUGAAAGAUGUGAGAAGGUGCUUCGUCAAGGUCUUGAAUCUAAUUCGAAUAGUUAUGAAGUUGCGACAAUGUCCAAUCAUGUUUCCUAUUGGAUGCUCCUUUCGAAAUUGCAUUUCGAAAAAGGAGAUUGGUUGGAAGCAGCUGAAGAUCUAACCCGAGCUAAAGAUCUUCAAAAAUUGUUAAUCAGCAAAUCUCCGUCUGAACUAUCGAAUUUGGCUGAAGAGAAAAAAUUUGCUGCCAAGAUUUGUUGUCAACUAGCUGAACUUCACUGGAAUCGUCGUGAUGGAAAUAAAGCAAUUGAAUUUUAUAAGGAGGCGAUUGCAUUGAAUAAUACCGAUAUCAAAACAAUGACAUCACUUGCUACAAUAUAUCUUUCCAUGAACAAAUUCGAUGCAUGUAACACUCAAUGUCAAUUGGUUUUAAAUAUCGACAAACAAAAUGACGAUGCUACGUUGGUCCGUCAUCAUAUUUCAUUAUUAAAUUUUUAA